This is a messenger RNA of Acanthosepion pharaonis, 2226 nucleotides long. NCBI's taxonomy places the organism in Eukaryota, Metazoa, Mollusca, Cephalopoda, Sepiida, Sepiidae. The record is from the annotation of a GenBank genome assembly.
AUGGUCCAAUGUUUUGAAGUUGAAUGCAAUCAUGCUAGCGAAAAGCAAACAUGUUCUUUUUUCCGUAUACCAUCAAAUCAAAAGUUACGCCUCAACUGGCAGAUUGUCUUCGAUAGACGCAAAGACAAAAAAUGGACACCUCACUCCCGUCUCUGCAGCUGCCACUUUUUAGAUGGUAAGAAAGAAAAUGGACCGACAAUAUUUAACUCUACAAACAAUGUCUCUUUUAAAAAGAAAAGUGUUAGCACGUCGCUCGAUUCCAAGAACCCGGUGCCCCGAAUCCUUCACAACCAUGGACCCGAAGAGGCCGAGAUUGAAUAUGCCAAGUUUCGCAAUCGUAUGCGAAAGAAACGGACAGAAGAGAAGAACAUUACAACAGUCGAUCUGGGAAACAAUAUCGAUGUCCUCCAACAACAACAACAACAACAAAUGACUUGCCACGUGGAUAAGCAAAAAAACACGGACAACAAUAUCAACCAUAAACGAAAUAUGAAGUUUCCUUUUCGACGUAGGAAAAAAGAAAAUACACAAAAAAAUAACAGUGCCAAAGACCUAACAGAAAGCAGAAACAGAUUCAUAAAUUCAAUUCUUGGUGCUAAAGGACCAAUCCGACAUACUCCUAACCCUAUGGCCAUCCAAAGAUUGAAUCCUCCUGCUAUGAAGUCACACAUUCUACCAAAUAAAAGACAGCAACUCUCCGAAAAUGGCCAAAACUUAUUUUCCCAGUUGCAGAUGAACUUUGCUAGCAACAUAAAUACUAAAUGUCACGGUCUAAAAAGACCUGCUGCAGUUUCCUUGGCAAGAGGAGAGUUGGAGGACAUAAAACCUUGCAAAAGACAACUGGAUGCACAAAAGUCAAUUCAAAUGGAACAUAGUCGCUCACAAGUGACCACAAAUCAUCAUGGCUACCCACAAGUGACGUCAACUCAACAGAAUCACUUACAAUUACCAACCAGUCGGCAGAACCCCCUCCAAAUGUCCACAAGUCAUCAGUCGAGCACAAUGGCCCAAAGUCAACAGAGUCAUUCGCAGAUAACCAUUGUGUCUCAAAAUCAUCACCAUGCGACCACUGGUCAGCUGAAUCAUCAAGUAUCUGUUAGUCAGCAUAAUUAUUCGAAAGCAAACAGCACAGGUCAUCCAAAUCCAUUUCAAGUUCCCACAAGUCAGCCGAGUCAUCCAAUAAGCACAGGUCCAAAGAAUCACCUGAAUGUAACCCUGGGUCACUCAAAACCGCUUCAAGUGACCACAAAUCAACCAAUGAUUACAGAGCAACAAAACCAGCCACAAAUCAAUGCUGGCCAUCAGAAACGCCAACAGUUAAGUCCAGCUCAACUGAGAUUCCUAGAGACGGGUCCAGCACGGACGAAUCGAAUUGAAGGAGCUACUAAUCAGCAACAAAGUGAAACUCUACAAGAGCCUAAGAAAACUGUAGCUGAGGUACCUGGCCGUCAUUUGAAGCAAAGUUCAUCUUCUGAUGUUACGGGUUCAAAUUCAAUAUCAAAGUUGAAUUCAGUUCCACAGAUGACUAAAAAGACGUUUACAGUGUCAAAACAUCAACACACAGUCAUGUCAAGCCUUGCAUCUUUAUGGAAAGACAGUAAACUUUGUGAUGCUACCAUUGGAAAUGGAAAUUUCAAAAUAAUGGUUCAUAAAGUGGUUCUGUUGGCCAUUUCUCCCAAAUUAUUGUCCCAGGCAAACAUCAAGGCCAACUGCUUCAUUCGAGUUAACCUACCCGAGGAAGUCAGCCAGUCAGCCUUGGUUGCUUUUUCAGAAUACAUGUACCAUGGUGUAUUAACACUUGACCCCAUCCUACUCCAGCAGCUACGAAUAAUCGCACUCCAGCUAGGAAUUCGUGAACUGGAAUUAUUGUGUGAUACUCACUUAUUGUAUUGCGAUGUUCAAAAUUCUGUUGUCGAUUCGGGUUUAACUUCACCUGAAACUUGUCCUUCCUCAUUGCUUGCCUUGCCUUCUGAGGCUUCCACCUCAACAGGUACCAGCCAGAGAAUCACUGCAGAGGUAGAAUUUAAAACAGUCAAACAAGAAGGGAUUUGUGAAGAAGUCACUUCAAAUUCUUCACUCAAAGACUUCACACUGCCGGUCAAAAAGGAACCCAUUGACCAAACAAGCAACUGUUCUGCUGAAAACGUUUUAAACGCUUCCCCCUCUCCUAAUACUUUGACCUGUCGACUACGCCUCUUCGUCAAGCUGCUCCUGAUUGCUUGUUAG